Dentiscutata heterogama is the source of this 167-nucleotide messenger RNA. The record is from the annotation of a GenBank genome assembly. Lineage: Eukaryota; Fungi; Glomeromycota; Glomeromycetes; Diversisporales; Gigasporaceae.
AUUGCAUAUGCUAUCAAGCAUUAUAUUCGGUUGGGCUAUAAUAUAAAUAAAGAAGAUAAUAUAGUAGAAGUGAUUAGUAAUAUUAAAGGUACAAGUGUUGCUAAUAUUCAACCAAAUAGAAAUUAUAAGAACAUCAAAAAGCCAAAGCUCACUGGAAUAUCAAAUUG